This is a messenger RNA of Ustilaginoidea virens, 225 nucleotides long. RefSeq lists its product as uncharacterized. The record is from RefSeq and is a predicted model, not a curated record. The transcript has 3 exons. NCBI's taxonomy places the organism in Eukaryota, Fungi, Ascomycota, Sordariomycetes, Hypocreales, Clavicipitaceae. Bases 1 to 225 code for a protein of 74 amino acids.
AUGCUGAGAGACAAUCUAUGCCGACAUACGAUACGUUAUGAUCAUUGCGACUGGUCUCAUGUGGAUCACGUGACUGUUUGGCCUUGCAGCUGGGUUUAUUUUCGAAUUCGGAGCGACUACCCAGGGCUCGUGCAGUAUCGAGUUACUUACUGGUAUUGCUGCUCUCCUAUAUGCUUCGCCAUCUGCCUUGCCAACCUAAGGCACAUUAAGACACCCCAAAGAUGA